CGUUGAAGUACGAAGAAGUCUGUUGCGAGACAUUUUUCCCCGUACAGUCCAUACCGCCCUGCCAGCUUCUCGCCGCUACCUGCGAUCGCGGGGACUGUUUCUCACCAAUCCUGAGGUCUUGAUCACAACAUACUCUUAUUCAAGGCUCUGAUCCAUGGCUAUUAUCUUUAUCGUGUAGCCUUACGGCCUUUCUUGUGAGUAAGAGUGCGGGCCCCGGUGCCUGUCUGCAUGGUCUGGAACCAACUCAGGCACCAAAAGCUUAAAACAUAUCCGUCUGCCACGCCUUCUGCCUUCUCCGGUAAUACUACUGACAAGCCUCCCAGUAUCGCAUUAUCCUAGUAUUUUCUCCCCUUCACUACUCGUUCCCAUUCUAUGAUCGUGAUCGAUGAUCUCCUCACGCCGCCUUGCGCCCCUUCUCGGCUUCGCCUUUAUCCUCUCGGCCCUGUUCGCCUUCUACACUCUCUCCGCACAAUGGGAGCCAAUCCCGCAACCCGUUGGCCUGAACAGGCCGGUCGCGACACCCUCGCCCACACCAUCCUUGCGCUAUAAUCUCACCCGGGUGUCUGAAGAAUCUCCCACGCGGACACCAUACGCCGCCAAACCACGCUUUGCUCCUGGUGUUCCUAAAGCGCCUGGCGCGACGUACAGCAAGAUACUAGUUGUGCCUCAGGCAGACGGGGAGGACACCACCUGGAUCGAGUUUGAAUUGCCAGACUGGCAGUCAGCCGUUUACGUCGUAAAUGAUCCGUCGGCACCUUUGCAUCCGCCCAAAAACAAAGGACAUGAGGUGAUGGUCUACCUAAGCUAUAUCAUUGAGCACUACGAAAAACUCCCAGACAUCAUUGCGUUCAUGCAUUCGCAUCAAUUCGCAUGGCACAACGAUGACCUCUUCAACGGCGAUGCAUCCGAGUUGCUGCGACGUCUGAACCCGGCCUGGGUUAUCAGGCAGGGUUAUGUAAAUUUGCGCUGCACUUGGAGCCCCGGUUGUCCGGAUUGGUUGCACCCUGGCACCUUAGUUGAGGAUCAAACCAAACAGGAGGAGGUCAUGCUUGCUCAGGCCUGGGGCGAGAUCUUCCCCGAUGACCCGAUCCCCGAAGUCCUAUCCCAGCCCUGCUGUGCUCAAUUCGCCGUCUCCCGCGAGCGCAUCUUAGCCAUCCCCCGAGCUCGAUUCGUGUAUUUCCGCGACUGGAUGCUCCGGACUGAGCUUAGUGACUACAUCUCCGGUCGCAUUUGGGAGUAUCUGUGGCAGGUCGUUUUCACCGGCGAGAAUGUUGUUUGUGUCAAGGAACAUAUCUGCUACUGCGAUGGAUUUGGGAUCUGCUUCGGCGGUGAAGACGAGUAUAAUGAUUUCCGCGACCAUAAUACAGCUAAAUCCGAAUUAGAGGAGGCACUUCAGGGAUGGUCUGUAAGGGCAGACUUGAUUGAACUCACUCGGAUGCAUGGACAUCUGGGCGAAGAAAGCCAAUUAGACUUUCCCGAGCCUGGAAAGGAUAUCACUCUGGAAGAACAGCUUGAGCUCGAAGAAGCACUGAUCCUCGAGCUAUUCGUCAAUGCCACUGACCGAGGCCAGGAUCCUAGAGCCCGAGCUGCGGAGGUCGGGAGAAUGUGGAAUGAGGGAGAUGGUUUCUAAUUUGGCACAUACUCGGCAUGUUGAUGCUCGGUCAUCACCCGCAUCACCCUUGGUGCGCGGUUCAUUACGUGCUGAUAUGGAUACGAUAAUCUGCUCUCCAUUUAUUUUGAUAUGUUUUUUGACUGAUGUGGUUCUGGGAUAGUGGCGAAUCAUGUUAGGUAGUUAGCGUGUUUGUUCCAAUACUUGUAUAAUUUGCGUCAAUUGAUCUGUGCACUUGGGCUGGCUCCAGAUUGCCAGAUCCGCAAAAGAAAUAUCUUCCGCAAACAGAAUGAACUUCCCCUGAUGUUGAGCGAGCAUGCGAU
Molecule: messenger RNA, 1932 nt
Organism: Aspergillus aculeatus ATCC 16872
Lineage: Eukaryota; Fungi; Ascomycota; Eurotiomycetes; Eurotiales; Aspergillaceae
Product: DUF3431 domain-containing protein
Exons: 1
Coding region: 386-1630 (414 amino acids)
Source: RefSeq, a predicted model, not a curated record